Molecule: messenger RNA, 444 nt
Organism: Oppiella nova
Lineage: Eukaryota; Metazoa; Arthropoda; Arachnida; Sarcoptiformes; Oppiidae
Source: the annotation of a GenBank genome assembly
AUGAACUCAGACUUGAAAAGUGUUGGAUUUAUCGAUUAUAUUGUUCACCCGCUAUGGGAGACGUGGGGUGACCUGGUACAUCCGGACGCUCAAGAGAUACUGGACACGUUAGAGGACAACCGCGAUUGGUACCACAGUAUGAUUCCCAUGAGUCCCACCGCUCAAGAACUCAGUGCACAGGAGGCGGAGGGUGUGGGACCCGUACGUGACUUAGCGGCCGCCGCAGAGAAAAUCAAAUUUCAGAUCACUUUAGAAGAGCCCGAAGACGAAGAGGAAUACGAAGAGUCUGCGGAACAGUUAGAGUAGACGUGAUUUGUCCGCCAGUUUUAGGAGAAAAUUGAUUUAUUUUUUAAUUGGACGUGAAUUUCAUAUUCAAAUUGAAUGCAAACCACACGACAUACAUGUGCUGAGAGGCUGGGAUUGAGUGCAAUGAACUAAUUGGAC